CGGGGUUGGAACAAAUACCACAAGAGGAAAGGCCAGAGUUGCCCAGCCCUGGUCUAGACUACGCUGCUCUACAGGAAGUCAGGAAGUCCUGUAGUCACUUCACAAUGUGGUAACACACAGGAAACCUUGCACUCAACUUUAUGCACGCUUGGGCACAAGUCUUGCUUUCAUAAAAAUGAUUUCUUCUGGGAAAAUAGUCUUCUUUCUGGGCAUUUCCUACGUUUAUGCAUCUUCCCUCUCUGCAGCUCAGCUGGCAGCCCAGCAGGUGAAGGGGAUUGUGGGGGAACCGUUCACUUUUCCAGUGGUAAUACCAAACCUGCUGCCAGAUACAGAAAUCAACUGGAGAUACGGUACUGAGGACACAGACUGGCCCAUUGCGAGAAUUCAGAACAGAAAGAUUGUCGCUGUUGUAGACGAGAGAUUCAAAGCAAGGCUGCAGCUGGACAAUGUUACCAACUCUCUCAGGAUUAACAACGUACAGACAGCAGACAGCGGGUUUUACCAAGUGGAGAUUUACAAAGAAAUUUAUUUAAAAAAAAUAUUUAUCUUGUCUCUUUACAACGUGGCUCCCGUCCCUCGAGUUAAAAAGGGAAGUGAAAGAGGGGAGAGUGACUGCGUCCUGCUGUGCUCUGUGGAAAACUGGAACAACACAUCUCUGUCCUGGCAAACAAACGGGACUACACUGACCCAACCAACCUCACGACACUCAACCCAACUGGACCUUUCCCACCACCAAAUACGGGGGGUAAAUGCCACCUACAGGUACACCUGUGUGGCCAGCAACCCUGUCAGCAAUCAGACCAUCACUGUCACACCUUCGGAUUACUGUCCUCUCAAAGAAAGAGGAGGCCACACUGAGCUCAUCCUGAGGGUGCUGGUGUUCAUAGUGCUGACUGGAGUCGUGAUCGCAGUCUGUGUGUGGGUCUGGAAGAAGGGGAACGCUCAGGAUGAAGACAGGAUUGAUGAAACUAGUCCCGCCAGCAGACAGACCCCAAUCUCUCAACUGAGUACGAGCAAGACCAGCCCUAAGCAAAUGUAAAGAGCCACUCUGUACUUAGUUAUCUUAACUGGGGUGCUAUUCGUGGUGUUGAGAUUCAGCCUGUAUGUCGUUUUCUGUUGAGUCACAUUCUGGUUAAAUGUCUUUACUUCCUGUUUUAGAUAACGGUGAUGUUAUUUAUAACAUGGCCUCCAAAAGCCUACUGAUGAAACCGCAGUAUAUUAGGGAAUUACACUGAACUAAGCAGUUUGCUUGUGGAAUCGGAUUGGUAUUAUUAACCUUACACACACUUUGUGGGGUACAAACUGUUCUUCUUUCGAAGUGAAAGAUGAUGAUCUGUUGUACAAUUAAAAGGUAAAAAAAAACCCAAAAAACUGCUGAAUGACUUUACUGAAACUACUGAAACACACUGCUGUGCAUUUUUUAUAGGAAUUGAAUGUUUUCUGUAACUUUUUUCAUUAGAGAAUUACACCAAGCAGUUGACUUGUGGAAUCAGGGUUCAGUAUUCUUAACAUAUGUCUUUGAAGCGUCUUUGAAGGGCAGCAGUGUGGAGUAGUGGUUAGGGCUCUGGACUCUUGACCUGAGGGUCGUGGGUUCAAUCCCCAGUGGGGGUCACUGCUGUUGUACCCUUGAGCAAGGUACUUUACCUAGAUUGCUCCAGUAAAAAUCCAACUGUAUAAAUGGGUAAUUGAAUGUAAACAUAAUGUGAUAUCUUGUAACAAUUGCAAGUCGCUCCGGAUAAGGGCGUCCGCUAAAAAAAUAAAUAAUAAAAUAAUAAUGUGAGGCCAGAAGGGGUGUAACGAUUCCUUGUGUAUCUGUUGUUUGUAUUGUGACUCAAAACCCCAAAGCACAUCACAGAGCUGUCUGUUUCACCAAGUGGCUCUGAUAGCUGCUACAAAUGCAUCCUCUCCCUGUUGCAUUAAAUGUUUGACUUUUAACUAAACUGGCUCACUAUUGGGCCUAAAUGGCCAUUUGAUCUCAGCAUGCAUUAUCCAAGUAUCCCAUCAGGACCAUCUCAAGCACUGCGAUGCGUAUCCUAACACUAGCGUAUCAUUACACUCCUAGGCCAGUGAAUGUAACUCUUGCCAUCUCUGACCAGUUUAUAAGCUGUAUU
This is a messenger RNA of Acipenser ruthenus (sterlet), 2111 nucleotides long. RefSeq names its product T-lymphocyte surface antigen Ly-9-like. The record is from RefSeq and is a predicted model, not a curated record. Bases 176 to 1039 code for a protein of 287 amino acids. Lineage: Eukaryota; Metazoa; Chordata; Actinopteri; Acipenseriformes; Acipenseridae. The transcript is spliced from 5 exons.